AUGGCUUCUUCAUCCCCUUUUUCGGUUACGGUUCACCCGUACAAGUCUCGCGUCACCGGCUCGGCUGCCUACGAGCUCGGCCCAACGAGUGCGAAGAAUGCCAUCCUCUUCAUCGGCGGGCUAUUUGACGGGCCUCACACAGUACCGUAUACGCGGACCGUGAUCAAAUUUGUUGAGGAGGCCAAGGAUCUUGACUAUUCCAUUUUCGAAAUUCGGAUGCGGAGCUCCUUUACUGGAUUUGGCACGUCAAGCUUGAAGAAGGAUGUGGAGGAUAUUUCGGCGCUCGUCAAGUAUCUCCGCUCCAUCGGCCGCGAAAAAGUUGUGCUCUUUGGUCACUCUACAGGAUGUCAGGAUUGCAUGGAAUACGCCGACUACGAGAAACACGCGAGUAGUCCGGUGGACGGCUUUAUUAUCCAGGCGCCAGUUUCAGACCGUGAAGCCCUCAAGAAGGAUUUCCCCAAUUAUCAAGAACUUCUGGAAGUUUCGGAACAGAUGAUUGCAGACGGCCGGGAAAGGGAAUACGUCUCUGCUAAACUGAUCCCUGCGGGCUUCAACGUCCCCAUUACAGCCUACAGGUUGCAUUCGCUACUUGCCAAAGGCGGCGACGACGACUACUUUUCCUCGGACUUUGACGAGGCGACUCGGAACAGGUUUUGGGGUCGAUUCACCAAACCUGUGCUUGUGCUACACUCUGAGGAAGAUGAGUAUGUGCCGGUUCAUGUAAAUCAGGACGCUCUACGCAAGCUAUACCAUGCCGCCAGUCCCCUGGUUAGUCCGUUGUCAGGGUCGAUUCCCGAUGCAACGCAUGCUGUUACCAACGCUGCUGGACGUGAAUGGCUAGCCAAGACUGUAGUCAAGUUCCUGCAGACCCUGGAGUGA
This is a messenger RNA of Cordyceps militaris CM01, 879 nucleotides long. RefSeq lists its product as uncharacterized. The record is from RefSeq and is a predicted model, not a curated record. Lineage: Eukaryota; Fungi; Ascomycota; Sordariomycetes; Hypocreales; Cordycipitaceae. The coding region runs from base 1 to 879 and encodes 292 amino acids. The transcript is spliced from 3 exons.